Columba livia (rock pigeon) is the source of this 6428-nucleotide messenger RNA. RefSeq names its product transmembrane protein 94 (gene TMEM94). Lineage: Eukaryota; Metazoa; Chordata; Aves; Columbiformes; Columbidae. Bases 243 to 4325 code for a protein of 1360 amino acids. The transcript is spliced from 32 exons. The record is from RefSeq and is a predicted model, not a curated record.
GAGGCCGCCCCGAAGCGCCACCGCGGGUCCCCAGCGUCGUGGCGUCCCGCUUGCCAGUGACCCUGAUGGCGGCCCCGGCGGCGCGGGGGAAGGCCCGGCGGGCGAGAGGCUCCCCCGCCCAGAUUGCCCGGCGCGGCUGAUGGUGAUGUGAUCAGUGUAGCCCAGCUCAUCUCGCCCUAGCAGCCGUUCUCCCCUGAGGAGCAGUCCCCUGUUGCUGGACAUGCGUAUAGAACCACAUAGCCAUGGACCUCAAGGAGAAGUGUCAGGAUGAGAUGACCUCGAGUUUGGGCCUUACCACAAAGAAAGCUCUCACGAUCCUGAGAGACCAGUUGUCAGCACUGCUGGAGGGGCAUCAGAAGGAACGGAAAAAAGUGACUUCAUGGAAGGAGGUGUGGAGGAGCAGUUUUCUGUACCAUGGUAACCGCUGCUCCUGUUUCCACUGGCCUGGUGCAUCUCUGAUGCUUCUGGCAGUGCUGUUGCUGCUGUGCUGCUACGGGAGCCAGCCCCAGGGAAGCCAAGGUGCUGAGAUAGUUAAUGCACUGGCGCUGUUCCUCCUUCUCCUCUUGGAUCUCUUCAUGAUCGGGCGUCAAGAGAGGCUGAAGUGCAGAGAGGUGGAGAGGAGACUUCAGACAAUCAUUGAGAAGAUAAAUGAUACACUUGGCAAAGAGGUGAAAUGGCCAGACUCCAUGUACCCUGACCUUCACAUGCCUUAUGCCCCAUCCUGGUCCCUUCACUGGGCCUACAGGGAUGGUCAUCUCGUCAACCUGCCUGUGAACCUGUUAGUAGAAGGAGAUGUCAUCGCUUUGAGGCCAGGCCAGGAGUCAUUUGCUUCUCUGAGAGGGAUUAAGGACGAUGAGCACAUAGUUCUGGAGCCAGGAGAUCUGUUUCCACCUUUCUCACCUCCGCCCUCCCCCAGGGGAGAAGUGAAGAAGGGACCUCAGAACCCUCAGCUGUAUCGUCUCUUCCGUGUCUUGAAGACCCCGAUAAUUGAUAAUGUCAGGUGGUGUCUGGAAAUGGCUUUGUCACGUCCUGUGACAGCCCUGGAUAAUGAGAGAUUCACUGUACAGUCAGUGAUGCUGAAAUACGCAGUCCCUGUUGUACUGGCUGGCUUUCUGAUCACCAAUGCUGUGCGCUUCAUUUUCAAAGCUCCUGGAAUUGCUUCUUGGCAGUACAGUCUUCUUCAGCUACAGGUGAAUGGUGUCCUACCCAUCCUUCCAUUGCUCUUCCCUGUCCUGUGGGUUCUUGCUACAGCCUUUGGAGAAGCCAGAGUCUUGGCCCAGAUGAGCAAGGCCUCAUCCACCUCACUGCUUGCUAAGUUUUCAGAGGACACUCUCAGCAGCUACACAGAGAUGGUAUCUUCUCAGGAAAUGAUACGCUGUAUCUGGAGCCACUUCCUCUGUGUUUUAAAAGGCAAAUCCCCAACUCUGAGCUUCACUUCCAGCUUGCUCCACAGUCUGGGAUCUGUCACUGUGCUCUGCUGUGUAGACAAGCAGGGGAUUCUUUCCUGGCCAAACCCCAGCCCAGAGACGGUUCUGUUCUUCAGUGGGAAAGUGGAGCCACCUCACGAUAGCCACGAGGAUCUGACUGAUGAGCUCUCUACACGGUCUUUCUGCCAUCCUGAGAUGGAAGAUGAGCCCCACGAAAGAGACGCUUUGCUCUCUGGCCCCCUGGCAGACACAGUCCACAUGACGAAUGAGCAGGAGAGGAACAACUGGUCUACUGAUGCUCCAAAGGUUCCUGAUGCCCAUGCCCACCGAAAGCCAAACAGCAGAAGCAAACAUCCCUCUGGAUCCAAUGUGAGCUUCAGCAAGGACACAGAGGGUGGAGAGGAGGAACAUGCUCAGGUUGUCGCUGACAGCGAGGUGUUGGCUUGUGAGGCUGAAGACUUUGUGUGUGACUACCACCUGGAGAUGCUUAGCCUGUCCCAAGACCAGCAAAACCCCUCCUGCAUCCAGUUUGAUGACUCCAACUGGCAGAUGCACUUGAAUUCCCUCAAGCCUCUGGGCCUGAACGUGCUGCUCAAUCUCUGCAACGCCAGCGUGACAGAACGUCUGUGCCGCUUCUCUGACCACCUCUGCAACAUUGCCCUCCAGGAAACUCACAACGCCGUGCUGCCUGUCCAUGUGCCCUGGGGCCUCUGUGAGCUUGCCAGGCUAAUAGGUUUCACACCAGGUGCUAAAGAUCUGUUCAAGCAGGAGAACUAUUUGGCCUUGUACCGCUUGCCAAGUGAUGAGAUGGUUAAGGAAACAAUCCUGGGGAAGCUUUCAUCAAUCACCAAGAGGAGACCACCCCUGAGCCACAUGAUUAACCUCUUCGUGAAGGACACCACGACCAGCACUGAGCAGAUGUUUUCUCAUGGGACAGCUGACAUCAUCCUCGAGGCCUGCACAGAUUUUUGGGACGGUACCGAUAUCUACCCCCUCUCUGGCUCUGACAGGAAGAAGGUGUUAGAUUUCUACCAGCGCGCCUGCCUCUCAGGAUACUGCUCUGCCUUUGCAUACAAGCCAAUGCAUUGUGCCUUGUCCUCCCAGCUCAAUGGCAAGUGCAUAGAACUGGUGCAGGUCCCUGGGCAGAGCGCGAUCUUCACAUGCUGUGAUCUCCCCGGAACCACCCCCAUCAAACAGAGCAGUCGGAGGAAUAGCUGGAGCUCAGAUGAAGGGAUUGGGGAAGUGAUGGAGAAAGAAGACUGUAUCCAGGCUCUGAGCGGACAGAUCUUCAUGGGAAUGGUCUCAUCCCAGUAUCAGGCCCGUCUCGACAUUGUCCGCCUCAUUGAUGGACUGGUCAAUGCCUGCAUUCGUUUUGUCUACUUCUCCCUAGAAGAUGAGCUCAAAAGCAAGGUGUUUGCUGAGAAGAUGGGUCUUGAGACUGGCUGGAAUUGCCACAUAUCUUUAACGCCCAACGGUGAUGUGCCUGGCUCAGAGAUCCCUCCCUCUAGCCCCAGCCACGCCGGCUCUCUGCACGAUGACCUACAUCAGGUUUCUCGAGAUGAUGUGGAGGGGCUUCUGCUGAUGGAAGAGGAAGGGCACUCAGAUCUCAUCAGCUUUCAGCCAACAGACAGCGAUAUCCCCAGUUUCCUGGAGGACUGUAACAGGGCCAAACUCCCACGGGGGAUCCACCAGGUGAGACCUCACCUGCAGAACAUUGACAAUGUGCCUUUGCUGGUGCCCCUCUUCACAGACUGCACUCCGGAGACCAUGUGUGAGAUGAUCAAGAUCAUGCAGGAGUACGGGGAGGUGACUUGCUGUCUGGGAAGCUCUGCCAACCUGCGGAACAGCUGCCUCUUCCUGCAGAGUGAUAUCAGUAUAGCACUGGACCCUCUCUACCCAUCUCGCUGCUCCUGGGAGACUUUUGGCUACACCACCAGCACGACCAUGACACACGUCUCUGAUGAGCUCACCCCACUGCAGCUCUCAGGGCAGCUCAACAGCCUGCCUUGUUCCAUGUCCUUCCGCCAAGAGGAGAGUACCAGCAUCAUCAGGCUGAUAGAGCAGGCCAGGCAUGCAACGUAUGGGAUCCGCAAGUGUUUCCUCUUCCUGCUGCAGUGCCAGCUGACCUUGGUUGUCAUUCAGUUCCUCUCUUGCCUGGUGCAGCUGCCCCCCAUCCUCAGCACCACAGAUAUCGUGUGGCUCUCCUGUUUCUGCUACCCACUGCUCAGCAUCUCACUCCUGGGCAAGCCUCCCCACAGCUCCAUCAUGACCAUGGCAACAGGAAAAAACUUGACUUCCAUUCCUAAGAAGACUCAGCAUUACUUCCUGUUCUGCUUCCUGCUGAAAUUCAGCCUGACCAUCUGCUCCUGUCUCAUCUGCUUUGGGUUCACACUGCACGAGUCCUGCAAAGAGGUGAACGCUACCAGCCUCAAUCUCACAGCCUGCUCCUCCAUCAUGCUGCACAGUAAUGCUGAUGGUGCUCCUGACUGGUUUGGGACAUUUUCCAAUGCUCUUCUUGUAGCCCAGAAGCUCACAGCUGGCCUGAUUGUUUUACACACAGUGUUCAUAUCCAUCACCCACGUCCAUCGCACCAAGCCGUUGUGGAAGAAGAGCCCCCUCUCCAACCGGUGGUGGACACUCACUGUGGCUGUUGUGUUGCUGGGGCAAGUGGCACAGACUGUCCUGGACCUGAAACUCUGGGAAAACCUCAAUUCCUCAUUGACCUUUAACCACGUUUCCAUCUCUCCGGUCUCAUGGCUCCUGGGUUUUCUUUCCUUGGUCCUUGUGGUUAUCAUCAAUGAGAUUGUCAAGCUGCACGAAAUCAGGGUCCGGGUCCGUUACCAAAAGCGACAGAAGUUGCAGUUUGAAACAAAGCUGGGGAUGAAUUCACCGUUUUAAACCCUCCCAGCUCGAGUUCCCUGGAGCCAGGGCCACAGAGCUGUACGCUGCACUGGGAAAGUGGCUGCACCAAUGCCUCGGGGAGUUUUCCCUCGCACAUGCAAGCCAGGCAGUCUCCUUGCAAAACUCCAUCAACACCUUCCAGGGGGCGGCAGGCAGGGCGCUGCUGUCAGGAUCCCCCAGCAGGUAUGCAGCCCCUCCCCAGCCUGCUAGGGUGCUCUCAAGAGAGCCUGCAAGCUCUGGAGGCUGUUCAGGCUGCUCUUCCUUUAUUUAUUUGUUACUAAAGGCUUUUGUUAGGAUAAUGGUGACACUGAAAUGAAGUGACUCCUUCCCUCUGUGUGAGCAGAUGGGUUUGCAGGACCUGACAGGAGAAUCCAGGCCAGCAGGGGAGACAUGGGGCUUCUGAAACAAGAGAUUUAAACCCAUUUUGUUUUUCCAUCUCUGCACAUUCUCCUGGAUGAUGCAUGUGUGUGCCUGCCCUCACCUACCUCCCUGUGUCCUGGGGGGAAGGAGCCAUCUCUUCUGGAUGCCAGACCAAGGCUGGACCAGACCUGCCCUCUAGCGUUGUUGCUUCCACCAUAUGCCAGCUGUUGAGAGCUUCAAGAGAAGAGGGAUGAGACAGGGUUUUAAGAAAAGCUGUCCGUGUUUGACCCGAGGGAUCUGGUGCAGAGCGAGGGCAGCUCUGCCUGCUGGGAGUCAGCACGGCUCAGCUUCCUCCUGCCCUGUUGAACCAGCUCUUAUCUGCUUUGACAACCCCCAAAGAGGUUUAUAACUGUCCUCCUUUUUGUGAUUCGAAUUGCUGUUCCGCUUCAGUAAAAUGCCUGUUUGAGAGGGGCAUAGCUAGAGAUAAACCCUGAGACCUGCCUAUCCUGCUGUGGAUGGAGGGGGAAGUCUGUGCAGGCGGGAUAUCUGUGUCUUGCAGCUGUGACUAACACAGAGCUGGACAGCGGCUCCUUCCCCAGCUCUGGGAUUGUGCUGCAUCCACUACUUGCUCUCCAAGGCACAGGGAAACCCCCCUCAUCAUAUCUUUCUGUGAUAGUGUUUGGAAGUCUCUCUCAUCCAUGUUGCUGCUUUCACGUCUGUUCCCUGUUUUACUGGAGGUCUCUUCUUCGUUUUGGUGGGGGACGCCUUCCCCUGAGAGCUGCUGCAAACUGUGAUUUGCCCCAGUGCGGCACAUGUGCUCUCGAGCUUUGAACAGCCCCCUGCUGCACUGGGAACACUGGUGCCGCUGUGGGCUGACGGUCAGGGGCCACACAGGAGCACACGGGCUUGGAUACCGGAAUAUUUGCAGCUCAUGGAGAUGCUGACUCCCUGCUUAGUUCUAAAAACUGGCCAAAGCAGGUAAAUCCUGGCACUAUUUUUGCUCCCAAUAUUAACACACUACAAUAUAGGGCUCUUACUUCCCCUUUGGCCCCCUAGACUAACAAAGGGGUGCUGGUCCUUCCGUGGCAGGCAGGGAGCUGGCUGGGACCCCCAGCUCUGCCCUGCUGCUCCACCUCGUCUUCCUCACGUUUCAGCAGAACCGGAGCACGCACAGUCCUGUGUGUCUGAGCAAUACCCUGCUCCUGCUGUGGCUCUGGCAGGAGAGCAAAGCGGGGGCAGCUCACAGGGGGUUCUAAUCUCCGCUGUGGCCAAGCCGAGCUGGAGGCAGAGGCAGCACCGAGCUGCUCGCAGCUCUUCCUGCAGAGGAACCUUCCCCCAGCCCUCAGCUCUUGCCAUUAACUGUGGUAGGUAACAAAAGGCAGCAGAUACCGGGGCUUCCUGCUGGUUGCACCUUCCUCUGGAGGAGGCACCUCCAAGGUUUCCUUCUCCAGGCGAUCACAAAUCGUUAUUUUCCUGCACCCUCCUUCCCCUGAUAAGCUUGGAGGGAGCCAAGGCGGACAAAUGAGCCUUUGGAUGGUGUUGCCAAUGCCACCCUUCCCUCGGCCACUGAGGUGUCCAAGGGUCAGCAUGCACGGCUUCAGAGAGAAAUUUCCUACAUCAAGAUGUUUUUAAAUGGUGUAUAUUUUAUAUUAAAUUUUUUUGGGAUGUAUGUAAAAAAUAUUUGAUUUGUAUUAAAACUUGUAAAUUGUAUUAAAAAAAAAAAAAAAGGAAACAAACCCA